Messenger RNA from Ctenocephalides felis (cat flea), 15099 nucleotides. Its product is annotated as dynein beta chain, ciliary-like. The record is from RefSeq and is a predicted model, not a curated record. Gene Ontology annotation, molecular function: monooxygenase activity; ATP binding; dynein light intermediate chain binding. Bases 1 to 15099 code for a protein of 5032 amino acids. Lineage: Eukaryota; Metazoa; Arthropoda; Insecta; Siphonaptera; Pulicidae. The transcript has 40 exons. Gene Ontology annotation, cellular component: dynein complex. Gene Ontology annotation, biological process: microtubule-based movement.
AUGGAUGUUGAACCGGAUUCCAAGAAAGGGGCGGCGAGUGACGACUCAGACCCCAGAUUGGACUUUCUUGAACGUUACGUAACUAAAAGCCUCAGAUUGAAAUCUGAUAAAUGGCAGAAGAUGCUGUCCAUCGAAGAUUAUAAGGAAAUGAUAAUACAGUACUUCAGGAAUCCAAAAACUCCGACUUUAUUCUUUUACAUUAAUUCGACGGGAUCAUUGUGUCCCAGUUUUACUUUUCCAACUGUAAGCAGAUCUAAAAGUUGCUAUUUUGUUCGUGUAAACCCGGUAAAAAUUUCAAGAGAAAACUAUGAUGAGAUGAUGGUUUGUGGAGAUUUGAGUUCUAAACCGGUCGAACAACUUGGAGUAUUCAUUGAAGAAAUUAUAACACCAUUAUUAAGUAAUAAACAGAAUACGGAAACAUGGCCUGAAGUAGUUCGAACAGAUUGCAAAUCGCAUCUUAAAGGGAUUCUGAAUAGUGUUCAUGAAAUUCGGGGAUAUGUGGAGAGCAAGACUAUGUUGCCUAUGCCACUUGGAGUCGAAAGUAUACCCGACGAUGAAAACCCUGAAGAUUGUGAUUUAAAAUUGAAAGCUUCAAUAGAAGGCGUCGUAAUUAAAUGGACACGCAGACUUGCAGAUGUUAUAGGUGAAGAUUCUACAAAAUUCUUCCAAAACUCAGCCAAAUCAAGCACGAUGCCUGAUGAACCAGGACCUAUCGCAGAACUAGAAUUCUGGGAUACCAGACUGGGAAAUUUAGAGUAUAUCUACACCCAGCUUAGAGACCCCCGAAUUAAAAAAAUGGCAGCAAUAUUAGAAAAAACACAAAGUGUGUUUUAUCCAUGUUAUAUGAAAAUGUUCAGAGAUUGUGUUGCAGCUCUUAACGAAGCACGAGAAAUAUGCAUCUACCUUCAUCCUAUGCGCCCACAUUACGAGAAAUUCGAAGCAACACCAUUUGCGGAUUCUGGACCUCUUAUAAAACCUAUGCUUCACUGUACAACAUUAUUAUGGGCCAAUUGUCGCUAUUAUUGUAAAAAUGCCAGAAUUGUCACCUUACUUCGAUUGACAUGCAACAUGGUGAUAGAGCAGUGCUCGAAAGGUUUAGAUACAAGAUCACUGUUACGAGGAGAGCCGGACGAUGGCCAUCAGAAAAUUGCGGCUGUCCUUAAGCUGCUGGAUUUAUUCAAGAAAACUUUCGAAGAGUAUCGCGUCAACCCAUGCGCCCUAGCCCGGACCCGCGACUUCAAACCGCCGAAGAGCGGCUGGACAUUUCGCACAGACGCGGCAUUUGAACGCUUUGACCGUUAUUGUGAACGAUUGCGAUUACUGGACCAUAUCUUGGUAACAGCCAUCGAGUUCUUGAAAUUGGAGAAAGUGGAACUAGGAGGUGUAACAGGCCGACCGCUCGGGAUGCGCAUCGCUGAGAUUUAUGAAAAUUUCACUACAAUGUACGCGAAUUUUGGGUCAGUACGUUACGAUCCCUUAGAUCCCGAAUGUGAGAAAUUCAAAGCAGAUUUUGAAAAUUUCCAAAGUAAAUGCAGCGAUUUGGAUCGAAAGUUAGCCGCCACCCUCGAGCAAGCAUUAGACGAUAUUUUUAAUCUAGAUAGUUUAUUCAAGAUAAUAUUUAUUCUCGGUGGUUUACCAGAAAGGCCAAUAAUCCGAGAACGAAUAGGCCACAAGUUCAAUGAUUUACUUAUUAUGUUUAAAGAGCAGAUAGAUCAAGUUCGCAAAAUUUUCACAGAAGGAUCCGCACUUUACGAAUCUGAUCCAAAGUCUUUUCCUGUUGAUAAAUGGCAACCUCCAAUUACAGGUGCAAUAUCCUGGAUACGAAAACUCAAAGCAAGGAUAACUAAACCUAGAGCAGAUUUUGAUCAUUUAGAUGAACAAAUUUUGAAGUCUAAAAAAGGAAAGAAAGUAAGCAGAAAGUAUGAUGAAACAAUUGCUAUGUUAAAUUCGUUUGAACAAAAGGUACUUGAUUCGUGGAAAGUUCUUGUACCAUCAAUACUGGAUAAAAAAUUACCAAAAAAUUUGAUAAUCAAAAAAGAUAAAAAGAUAUUAUCAGCAAAUUUUGAUGAUGAGUUGAUGGCUGUUUUACGAGAAAUGCAAUACUUAUCAAGAAUGGAAAUUACAGAUUUACCAGAAUCUGGGAAAAUUCUUUAUUCCCGGAAUGAAGAAUUACAGUCAAGAAAUAUACCCCACCAAAGCCCAUCAUUUCCUUUUGGAAAUUUUGGCAAAGUAUUUUUUGGCAAAGCAUCUAUUGGAAUGGCUGUAGAAGAAAUAUAUAAUAAAUUCAAAGGCAAAGGCCCUUACGCAGGCUAUUUCACCUUACUCAGUCCGACAUUAGUUGUAUUAGAUCCAGAAGCAAUAAAAAAUAUUAUGGUUAAAGAUUUUCAAUAUUUCCACAAUCGCGGUGAAUACUAUAAUGAAAAGGAUGAUCCACUAUCCGCGCACUUGUUUUCCAUCGAAGAUGAAAAAUGGAAAAGAUUGCGUAAGAAAUUAUCCCCAACAUUUACAUCAGGUAAAAUGAAGAUGAUGUAUAGCACCAUGAUGGAGAACGUGAAUGAAUUGAAAGAAUAUAUGCAAGAAACAGUUGCUGAAAAAUCUACAUUUGAAAUUAAGGAUGUUUUAGCAAGAUUUACAACAGAUGUUAUAGGAUCAUGUGCAUUAGGAAUACAAUGUAACACAUUAAAAAAUCCGGAUGCUGAAUUCAGAGAAAUUGGCAGAAAAGUUUUUCAGAAUAAUAUUUUCAGCAUAGUGAAGCAAUUAUUUGCUUUUACAUACAAAUCUUUAUCGCGUAGAUUAGGUAUCACCGUAAUAGAUAAAGAGGUUACGAAAUUCUUUUUGGACCGAAUUGAUGAGACCAUACAAUUUCGUGAAAAAAACAAUGUCAAAUGCAAUGACUUUCUACAAUUGCUGAUACAACUCAAAAUUAAGGGCUAUUUAGAAGACAAUGAAGGAGAAGUAAUAGAGGACAAAUCAGCUCUCACUUUGAAUGAAAUUGCGGCUCAGGCAUUCGUGUUUUAUUUAGGAGGUUUUGAAACGUCUUCGACUACAAUGAGCUUUUGUCUAUACGAGUUAGCUGUUAACCCAGAUAUUCAAAAGAAAUGUAGAGACGAGAUCAAUAGAAUUUUGGAUGAAAACGAUGGCAAAUUGUCUUAUGAUUGCAUUCUUCAAAUGAAUUAUUUGGACAAAGUCAUUUAUGAAACAAUGCGCAAAUACCCUACACUCCCUGUUCUAACACGAGAAUGCAGCAAAGAUUACACCCUCCCCGGAACAACAUUUUGGAUACCCAAAGGCACAUCCGUGUUCAUUCCAGUCAUUGGUCUGCACAAAGAUCCAGAGAUAUAUCCGAAUCCGGAAAAAUUCGAUCCUGAGCGAUUUUCAGAAGAGGCUAAAAAUUCACGUCACCAAUAUACUUAUUUGCCAUUUGGUGAAGGGCCCAGAAUUUGUAUCGGAAUGAGGUUCGGUAUGAUGCAAACGAGAUUGGGACUAAUAACGAUCAUAAGAGAUUAUAACAUUUUACCAAGCAAUGAAACCAAAAUACCUCUUGAAUUGGACACCCGAUCCUUCCUAACAGCUGCUAGCACAACGAUGAAAAUAGAUCGUAUUGUGGAAUGGUACAAUGAUUUAGUAUCGAAAACCAAUGAACAAGAAUUCGAUUUAAUACGAGAUGAGAUUUCCGAAAUUGACAAACUAUUGGAUCUGCCAAUCAAUAGCAUGACAUGGGAACGUGAUCAUACAGAACAUUUGGAAGUUCUAUAUGAAAAACUAAAAGCAUUACAUAACAGAAUAGUGACUUCCCAAAAAAAUGUUCAAGAACUUCUUGGUAGAAUGAGGCAGUGGGCUGGUUUGCCAAUUUAUACUCGAAAGGGCAACAAGAAGGAUAAGUUAUUAGCCCUCAAUGACAGAAAGGAUAAUCUUUGUGCACACAAAAAACUUAUAAAACGAUCCGUUGAUGAAAUUAAAUUUGUCAUGGACAUGAAUUAUAGAUUAUUUUUAAAUCUGCCUAUUAUAGAAAGAACAGAAAAUGAUGCUAGAGAUCAUGAAGAGUCUCAAUUGAAAUUAUUACCGUAUAGUAAAUUCUCUACAGAUGUAUUCGAGACUUCCAUAGCAAACGAUUUAAAACAAGAUAUAAGUGAAUUAGAUAACGCAAAAACCAAAUCGACAAAAUUCUCAAGUCUCACUCGAGUAUUGGAAACAGUAUUAGAAUACCCAGAUCAAUGCAAUAAGAGAAAACAAUCAAACGAAAUAAGACAGAAAAACCUUGUCGAGUAUCAUAAAAAGUGGAGAAUUUAUGUGGAAUAUAUUGACUCUUUAGUGGCAAAUGAGUUAAUGCAUUCUAUUUGUGUGAGUAUGUUUUAUCUGAAUAAUGAGAUGAGCGCUCUAACUAGCCAAUAUCCAUUCUUCGAAAUGGAAAUGAUGCUUACGGCGCCUGAUAUAACAUUCAAACCGUCUCUAAGUUUUGAAGUCGACAAUAAUUUAUACGAAAUUUUUGAGAAUUUGACAAACGAUAUCAUGAACCAGUGCAUGCUCAUACCCAGAAUAGCAGAACAUCAGGAAGAGCCAUAUUAUCAAAAAGACCUCCAAGAAAACAUCGAUAUCAACGAAAUGCGUACACAGGUAUUAGCCAAAGUAAAAAAUGUAAUCGCAGAAGCCUUAUCAUUUGCUGAAUCAAUGAAUCAAUAUUCAUAUUUAUGGUUGGACGAUCGUACAGAAUGUAUGUUACAAUUUUUGGUUUAUGAUCACUAUCUAACCCAAGAAGAAAUAGAUUUAUCAGAUGAAGACGACGCCGCCGUUAAUCAGCAGAAACCGACACUUGAUAUGUUUAAAACACAGAUCGAUUACUACAACACUUAUUACAAUACUGUGCAAGAUGAAAUUCCUGACAAAAAAAUUCUAUGUGGUUGGCUAUCUUUAGACGUGAGACCAUUCAAAUAUGCAGUGCUGAACACAAUUUGCAAAUGGAGCAACAUGUACCAGCAAAACCUUGUUGAUCAAGUAGUAAAUAGUUUAAAAGAUUUAGAAAACUUCAUAAAUGAAACUAAUACUGUGCUGGAGAAAAUUGUUGUCGAAGGAGAUUUUGAAGGGCUAUUAUUAGUCAUGGAGUAUUUGCAGAAAAUAAAAGAUAGAGAACAUCAAACUAAUGAAAUGUUUCAACCUCUAAAAGACAUUAUUGAAAUGUUAAAACAUUAUGAUGUGGAGUUCGAAGAUAAUAUUUAUUCCAAACUCGCAGAGUUGCCUGAUAGAUGGGACGCUUGCAAAAAAUUAGCAGUCAGAGUUAAGCAGAAUGUACUACCACUUCAAGCAAAUGAAGUGAAUUUGAUUAGAAAACGCCUGGCUCUUUUUGAUAUACAACAAGGAAUAUAUCGCGAUACAUUUCGAAAACUACCUUUAUUCAAUGCAGAAUGUAAAAACACAUAUUAUUUAAUCGAUAAAACAAAUGAAACUGUUGAAAGUUUUGAAAACCAAAUGGAAAAAAUCUCUUCAUCAGCAACUCUGUUUGAAUUGAACGUGCCGGAUUUUAGGCAAAUUCGACAAGUGCGACAUGAUUUGAUAUUACUCAAGCAACUCUGGGACGAGUGCUUGGUGAUAGCGUCACAUAUCGAAAACUGGAAAAUGACACCAUGGAAAAAAAUUGACGCCGAAGAUAUGGAUCAAGAAUGCAAAAAAUUUGGUAAAGAACUAAGGUCCCUCGAUAAAGAUGUGAGAACUUGGGCACCUUUCUUAGACGCUGAGGCCCGUUUGAAAAAUUUGAUGACUGCUUUGAGGGCAGUAACCGAAUUGCAAAAUCCGGCAAUAAAAGAUCGCCAUUGGAAAGAGCUGAUGCAAUCCACCAAUGUUAAGUUCAUCACUGAUGAAAAUACUACAUUGAGCGAUUUACUAGACCUGCAGCUACAUCAAUAUGAAGACGAAGUAAAACAUAUAGUAGACAAAGCUGUAAAAGAAAUGGGCAUGGAAAAAACAUUAAAAGAUCUUGAAAUUGUUUGGGGUUCUAUGGAAUUUGAUCAAGAAACCCAUGAACGCACUAAUAUGCAAAUUCUCAAAACAUCAGAGGAACUUAUUGAAACAUUGGAGGAAAAUCAAGUUCAACUGCAAACAUUGAUGACUUCAAAAUUUAUCGGAUAUUUCCUUGGACAAGUAUCUAGCUGGCAAAAAAAGCUUUCAUGUGCUGAUCAAGUUAUUACGUCUUGGUUUGAAGUGCAACGAAAAUGGAUGUACUUGGAAUCUAUAUUUAUAGGUUCAGAAGAUAUAAGAGCUCAACUUCCUAAAGACUCUCAAACGUUUGAUGAAAUUGACAAAGAAUUUAAGAUACUGCUAGAACAAAUGUUGCAAACUCCAAAUGUAGUAAAUGCCACAAAUAAACCAGGAUUAGUUGAAGUAUUAGAAACUUUGAUUCACAAAUUGAUAGUUUGUGAAAAAGCUCUGAAUGAUUAUUUAGAAACAAAACGACUAGCUUUUCCAAGAUUUUACUUUAUAUCCUCAGCAGAUCUGUUAGAUAUUUUAUCAAGUGGAAAUAGACCUGACUUAAUAUCGAGGCAUUUGAUAAAACUUUUUGACAGUUUAGCUAAAUUAGUAUUCAAACCAGGAACAAAAAUAGCUACUGCCAUGGAGUCUAAGGAAAAUGAAGAGGUUGUAACGUUUAAAAAAGAGUGCGACUGUAAUGGAAAGGUCGAAGUAUGGCUGAACCGCGUAACAGAGACUAUGAGAAACACUCUUCAUAAGCUAUUUCACGAGGCGAUAGGAACAUACGAAGAACGUGCACGUGAUGCCUGGGUAUUCGACUGGCCAGCGCAGGUAGCCCUUUGCGGUGCUCAGAUCUGGUGGACCAGUGAAACUAAUGCAACAUUUGCAAAACUGGAAGAGGGCCACGAAAGCGCCCUAAGAGAUUAUCAUAAAAAACAAAUAUUGCAACUAAAUGCUUUAAUAGGAUGGCUGCUAGGAGACUUGAGUCCCGGGGAUAGACAAAAAGUAAUGACGGUGUGUACAAUAGACGUGCAUUGCCGCGAUGUAAUAUCAAAAAUGAUACAUGGCAAAGUGGAUUCCUCAAAUGCAUUUCAAUGGCAAAGCCAACUCAGACAUAGGUGGGAUACAAAACUAGACGACUGUUAUGCAAAUAUAUGUGAUGCCCAAUUCCGAUAUCAAUACGAAUACUUGGGUAAUACGCCUAGAUUAGUUAUAACACCAUUGACAGACCGCUGCUAUAUUACAUUAACCCAAUCUCUUCAUCUUGUCAUGGGCGGCGCGCCAGCCGGACCGGCAGGCACCGGAAAGACAGAAACCACGAAAGACUUGGGUCGAGCAUUGGGAAGUAUGGUAUACGUAUUUAACUGCUCCGAACAAAUGGAUUACAGAUCUUGUGGAAAUAUUUAUAAAGGAUUGGCACAAACUGGCGCAUGGGGAUGUUUUGAUGAAUUCAAUAGAAUAUCGGUAGAAGUUCUUUCAGUGAUAGCAGUACAAGUGAAAACAAUUCAAGAUGCAAUUAAAACAAAGAAACAAUCUUUUAAUUUCAUGGGCGUCAAAAUACGUUUAAUUCCUACAGUCGGAUUAUUCAUAACAAUGAAUCCAGGAUAUGCUGGUCGUACAGAAUUACCAGAAAAUCUGAAAGCCCUGUUUAGACCUUGUGCAAUGGUAGUGCCUGAUUUUGAAUUGAUUUGUGAGAUCAUGUUAGUAGCUGAAGGUUUCCAAGAUGCUCGAUUGUUGGCCAGAAAAUUUAUAACAUUAUAUACUCUUUGCAAAGAAUUGCUGUCAAAUCAAGACCAUUACGAUUGGGGCUUGCGAGCCAUAAAAUCUGUAUUGGUUGUUGCAGGGUCCCUUAAGCGAGGUGAUCGACAACGACCUGAAGAUCAAGUUCUAAUGAGAGCUUUGCGAGAUUUUAACAUACCAAAAAUUAUAACCGAUGAUGUACCCAUAUUUAUGGGUUUAAUAGGCGACCUUUUUCCGACAUUGGAUGUACCCAGAAAAAGAAAUGCUGAAUUCGAAAAGUUAGUGAAAACAUCAUCUAUGCAGUUAGCUUUGCAACCUGAUGACAGUUUUGUUUUAAAAAUUGUGCAGCUGGAAGAAUUAUUCGCAGUUCGGCAUUCAGUAUUUGUCGUGGGUAAUGCUGGUACUGGCAAAACAAUGGUUUGGAAGACACUAAACAAAACUUAUCAAAACCAAGGCCUGAAGCCAAUAUACUAUGAUUUAAAUCCGAAAGCAGUCACUAACGAUGAAUUAUUUGGCAUCAUCAACCCUUCUACAAGAGAAUGGAAAGACGGUCUAUUUAGUGUUUUGAUGAGAGAUUUAGCGAAUAUCACCGGAGCAGGGCCAAAAUGGAUAAUACUAGACGGAGAUAUAGAUCCUAUGUGGAUUGAAAGUCUUAACACCGUCAUGGAUGAUAAUAAAGUUUUAACUUUAGCUAGCAACGAGCGUAUAGCUUUAACGCCUCAAAUGAGACUACUAUUUGAAAUAUCAAAUUUACGAACCGCAACUCCAGCUACAGUGUCACGAGCAGGAAUUUUAUAUAUUAAUCCAGUGGAUUUGGGAUGGAAUUUGUAUGUGUCUUCAUGGCUAGAUCAACGAAUAACUCAAAGUGAACGUUCACUAUUGAUGAUCCUUUUUGAUAAAUAUAUACCGGCUUGCCUUGAAUACACCAAAAAGUUGAAAAAAAUUACGCCUGUAACAGAUAUAGCACAAAUUCAACUAUGUUGCUAUUUAUUAGAUUGUUUUAUCACUCCUUCGAACGUACCUAAUGAUUGUCCAAAAGAAUGGUAUGAAAUAUAUUUUGUAUUUGCUUGUAUCUGGGCGUUUGGAUCGGCUCUUUUUCAAGAUCAACUAUGUGAUUGGAGAAAUGAGUUUAGUAAGUGGUGGUUGAAUGAAUUCAAAACUGUUCGAUUUCCUAAUACGGGCACAGUUUUUCAUUUUUGCGUUGAUCAAGAAACGAAAACAUUUAUUCCGUGGACAAACAUGGUCCAACCUUUUGAACUCGAUACUGAUGUACCACUUCAAUCAACUUUAGUAAAUACUGGAGAAACAACACGAUUGAGAUUUUUUAUUGAUGUCCUCAUGAAACAACAAAAGCCCGUUAUGCUCGUUGGAGCAGCUGGAACUGGUAAAAGUGUUUUAAUGAAAGAAAAACUCUCUGGUUUAUCUGACAAUUACGCAGUUACUAAUGUGCCUUUUAACUUUUAUACUACAUCUGAAAUGCUACAACGUAUAUUGGAAAAGCCAUUAGAGAAAAAAGCUGGUAGAAAUUAUGGACCACCUGGAAUAAAAACAAUGAUAUAUUUCAUAGAUGACAUGAAUAUGCCCGAAGUUGAUGCUUAUGGUACAGUACAACCUCACACAUUAAUAAGACAAUACUUCGAUUAUGGUCAUUGGUAUGACAGAAUAAAAUUGACGCCAAAAGACAUUCAUAACUGUCAAUAUGUAUCGUGUAUGAAUCCUACUGCAGGGUCAUUUACUAUAAAUCCACGAUUGCAACGGCAUUUCUGUAUUUUCGCACUAAGUUUUCCCACGUCUGACAUUGUUAAUCAAAUUUACUCGCAAAUUUUAACUCAGCACGUGACUAAUCCGGCAUCAAAAUAUACAACAGCUAUAAUCAGUUUUGUUCCGUCAUUAGUAAGCGCCGCAGUUAUGCUUCACGCACGAAUGGCACAAAAUUUUUUGCCAACUGCAAUUAAGUUUCAUUAUCUAUUUAAUCUGAGAGACUUAUCAAAUAUUUUCCAAGGCAUGCUUUUUGCGACAGGAGAUGCCGCACCCAACGUUAAUUCUUUCAUUAGACUUUGGGUUCAUGAAGCCACAAGAGUUUAUGGUGACAAACUUGUUGAGUCUAAAGAUCAGGACGCUUAUCGAAAACAAAUAAAUGAAAUAUGCAAGAAAAAUUUUGAAGAAGUUGAUGAGUCAUUUAUACACCAAAAACCAUUAAUUUAUUGGCAUUAUGCUGAAUCGAUUGGAGAUCCUAAAUAUUUACCUGUAAAGAAUUGGGAACAAUUAGCGUCAUUGCUGACGGGAGCAAUGAAUACUUAUAAUGACUUAGUUGGGGCCAUGAAUUUAGUGUUAUUCGAGGAUGCUAUGUGUCACAUAUGCAGGAUAAAUAGAAUACUAGAAUCGCCAAGAGGUAAUGCAUUAUUGGUAGGUGUGGGAGGUUCCGGUAAACAAUCAUUGUCAAGGCUGGCAGCAUUCAUAUCCUCCCUUGAUGUAUUUCAAAUACAAUUACGUAAGGGGUAUUGUCUGGCAGAUCUUAAAACUGAUUUAUCUCAUCUCUAUCUCAAAGCUGGACUGAAAGGUAAUGGUACCGUAUUUUUAAUGACAGAUGCUCAAGUAAAUAAAGAAGAGUUUCUAGUGGUCAUUAAUGACCUCUUAGCAUCAGGAGAAAUUCCAGAUUUACUAGCGGACGAAGACUUAGAAAAUGUAAUUAGUGCAAUGAGAAAUGAAGUUAAACAAGCAAAUAUGCAAGAUACGCGUGAAAAUUGUUGGAAAUAUUUCAUAGAUAGAGUAAGACGUAUUCUAAAAGUUGUAUUGUGCUUUUCUCCUGUCGGUUCAACCCUUAGAGUACGAGCUAGAAAAUUUCCGGCAAUAGUCAAUUGUACAGCAAUAAAUUGGUUUUAUGAAUGGCCUCAAGAAGCUUUACAAUCGGUAUCUACCAGUUUUCUAUCGGAAAUGAAAUCACUACCUACAGAAAUGAUAAAUUCAGUAUCUCUGUAUAUGUCUUACGUACAUACAACUGUUAACGAAAUAUCCGCCACAUACUUGGCUAACGAAAAAAGGUACAACUAUACUACGCCAAAAUCAUUUUUGGAAUUAAUAGCGUUAUAUUCUAAGCUUUUGCUUGAGAAAACAAAUUAUUUGAAAGACCGCGUUAAUCGUCUUCAGAACGGUUUGACAAAAUUAGCUCAAUGCGCCACAGAAGUUGAAGCACUUAAAAAGGUUUUAGCGUUACAAGAAGUUGAACUAGCAAGUAAAAAUAUAGCUGCAGACAAAUUAAUAUUAGCAGUUGGAGCUGAAAGUGAAAAAGUUGCUAAAGAAAAAGCUUUCGCUGCAAGUGAAGAGAAAAAAGUACGGAUUAUUGAAGAAGAUGUGACUAUUCAAGCAAAAGUAUGCGCUGAUGAUCUAGCAAGAGCAGAACCAGCACUAAUAGCUGCACAAGAAGCUUUAAACACUUUGAAUAAAAACAAUUUAACAGAGUUAAGAUCAUUCGGUUCACCACCGGACGCAGUAGUCAAUGUGUGUGCAGCGGUAUUAGUAUUAUUUUCAAAAAAAGGGAAAAUUCCUAAAGAUCGUUCAUGGAAAGCUUGUAAAAUGAUAAUGGGAAAUGCAGCGCAGUUUCUGAAUGAUCUGGUUAAUUAUGACAAAGAAAAUAUACAUCCAGAAAUCAUAAAAGCUUUGCAGCCAUAUUUAAAUGAUCAUCAAUUUAAUCCUGAGUACAUUAUGAGCAAAUCAACUGCAGCUGCUGGUCUUUGUGCUUGGGUAAUAAAUAUAAAUAAAUACUAUGAAGUAUUUAUAGUAGUAGAACCAAAGAGAAGAGCAUUACAAACAGCUAACAAGGAUUUGAGUGAUGCACGAAACAAACUUGAAAAAUUAAAAAAUCAAAUAUCGGCGUUAGAAGCAAAACUUUCAAUCCUAACAUCAGAAUUUGAACAAGCUCAGAUGGACAAAAUAAAAUGUGAAGAAGAGGCUGAUAGAACAGCGACUACUAUCGAUCUUGCAAAUAGACUAGUGACAGGCUUAGCAUCAGAAAAUAUUCGUUGGAGGCAAAAUGUACAAGACCUUAAAGUAUCUGGUGUUACAAUACCAGGGGAUGUUUUAAUCGUAAGCUGUUUCAUUUCUUACGUCGGAUGUUUUACUCGUCCGUAUAGAGUAGAUUUACAAGAUAAAUACUGGUUGCCCUAUCUGUCUAAACUAAAGGUACCUGAAAUUCCUAGAAGUACUGGAUUGGAUACUCUUAGCUUAUUAACAGACGAAGCCCAAAUAGCUGUAUGGAAUAAUGAAGGUUUACCAAGUGAUAGAAUGUCAGCUGAAAACGCCACAAUUUUAACUAACUCAGCAAGGUGGCCACUAAUGAUUGAUCCCCAAUUACAAGGUAUAAAGUGGAUAAAAAACAAAUAUAUAUCUAACCUUAAGGUGAUACGUUUAUCUAUGAAAAAUUACAUGGAUAUUAUAGAAAAGGCUAUUAUUAGUGGCGAUGUAUUAUUAAUAGAAAACAUUUAUGAAAAUGUAGAUGCUGUGUUAGAUCCACUAUUAGGACGAGCACUGUAUAAAAAGGGAACAUGUAUUAAAAUCGGCGACAAAGAAAUCGAUUACCAUCCUUCCUUCAAAUUAAUACUACAAACAAAGCUAGCAAAUCCACAUUAUAAACCUGAAAUGCAAGCUCAAACCACACUUAUAAAUUUUACAGUAACGAAAGAUGGUUUGGAGGAACAGCUACUGGCAGAAGUUGUGAAAGCUGAAAGACCUGAUUUGGAAAAUUUAAAAUCAGAACUUACAAAACAACAAAAUCAUUUUAAAAUAACAUUAAAAACAUUGGAAGAUGAUUUAUUGACAAGAUUAUCGAAUGCGGGUGCAAAUGUUUUAGAAGAUAGCGCAUUAGUUAUAAAUUUAGAGCAAACUAAAAAGACUGCAGAUGAAGUGGCGAUAAAAGUAUCUGAAGCAAAAUCUACUUCAGCAAAAAUAGAUGAAGCUCGAGAACAUUAUAGACCAGUGGCCUGCAGAGCAUCAAUUUUGUACUUUAUUUUGAAUGAUUUGUAUAAAAUAAACAUGAUUUAUCAAUUUUCAUUAAAAGCUUUUAGCGAAGUAUUUAAAGAUGCUCUUAAAAGAGCCUUGCCAGCAGAAAAACUUCAAGAGCGUGUUACUAAUUUAUUAAAUUCCAUAACAUUUAGAGUAUUUUUAUACACGAGCAGAGGGCUUUUUGAAAAUGACAAAUUAAUUUUUCUUGCACAGAUAGCACUUCAAAUAUUAAUUAAUGCAAAAGAAAUACAUCCUUGGGAAUUGGAUUUUUUAUUACGGUUUCCAAUCGCAGCUCCAUUAAACUCUCCAGUAGAUUUCCUUACAAAUACACUAUGGGCUGGAGUAAAAUUGUUAGCUUCGUUGCAGUCUUUCAACAAUUUUGACCGAGAUAUUGUAGCUUCAGCCAAGAGAUGGAAAAAAUUUGUGGAGUCAGAAACACCAGAAAAAGAAAAGUUUCCACAGGAGUGGAAAAAUAAGUCGCCUUUACAGAGAUUAUGUAUGAUGCGUACAUUAAGACCUGAUCGCAUGACGUACGCUAUGGCUACAUUUAUCGAAGAAAAUCUUGGAACCCAAUUUGUAGAAACACGCACCAUUGACUUUAAAACAUCAUUUGAAGAAAGCAAUGCUGCAACACCUAUAUUUUUUAUUUUAUCACCAGGCGUAGACCCGCUUAAAGAUGUUGAAAAACUUGCAAGAAACCUUAAUAUUGAUACUGACUCACCAAAUUUGCAUAUUGUUUCUUUAGGUCAGGGGCAAGAAAAAGUUGCGGAAAAUGCAAUUAAUAUCGCUUCAAAAUGUGGUCAGUGGGUUAUGUUGCAAAAUAUACAUCUUGUAGCAAAAUGGCUUGUAAAACUGGAAAAAAUUAUGGAAAGCAUGGAUGACAGUGUUCACAAAAACUACAGGUUAUUUUUAUCAGCAGAACCGGCUCCAGCACCAGAAUUUCACAUCAUACCUCAAGGUAUAUUGGAAUCGUCUAUUAAAAUAACAAACGAGGCACCAACAGGCAUGCUUGCAAAUCUUCAUAAAGCACUAGAUAAUUUCAAUCAAGAAAUUCUAGAAACUUGUUCCAAAGAAGCUGAGUUUAAAUCUAUUUUAUUUUCCUUGUGCUAUUUUCAUGCGGUCGUUGCUGAACGCCGAAAAUUUGGACCUCAGGGGUGGAACCGAAUAUAUCCAUUCAAUGCGGGAGAUCUAACUAUAAGCGUAUAUGUCUUAAGAAAUUAUUUAGAAAAUAAUAAUAAAGUGCCUUGGGAAGACUUAAGAUAUCUCUUCGGAGAAAUUAUGUACGGCGGGCACAUUACUGAUGAUUGGGAUAGACGUUUAUGUCUCACAUAUUUGAAUGAAUAUAUGCAGCCUGAUCUGGUUGAAGGAGAACUUUAUUUUGCACCUGGUUUCGCUGCUCCAUCAAACAUGGAAUAUCCAGGUUAUCAUGCCUACAUAGAUGAAACGCUUCCGGAUGAAUCGCCAUAUCUGUACGGAUUACACCCGAAUGCUGAAAUUGGUUUUCUAACGUCUAAAUCCGAAAAUAUGUUCAGAACAGUUUUCGAACUACAACCAAGGGAAUCAAGUACAUCUGGUGUGGUUACAAUGUCAAAAGAAGAAAAGGUGAAAGUGACCCUUGAUGAUAUUGCAGAUAAAUUACCAGAAGAAUUCAAUAUGUCAGAAAUCACAGCACGUGUAGAAGAACGAACACCAUUUAUAAUUGUAGCAUUUCAAGAAUGUGAACGCAUGAAUAUUUUAGUACGAGAAAUCAAACGAAGCUUGAAAGAAUUACAUUUAGGUUUAAAGGGCGAAUUGACUAUAACCAAAGAUAUGGAAGAGUUAGAAGAAUGUCUAUUUUUAGAUCAGGUACCGCCAAGUUGGACUAAGAGGGCAUAUCCAAGUCUUUUGAGUCUAGGCGGUUGGUUUAACGACUUAAUUUUACGAUUGAAAGAGAUCGAAAGUUGGGCCAAUGAUUUUGUUCUACCAAAUUCUGUGUGGUUGUCCGGCUUUUUUAAUCCACAGUCAUUUUUAACGGCAAUCAUGCAACAAUCAGCUCGUAAAAAUGAAUGGCCUCUUGACAAAAUGUGUUUGAACUGCGAUGUUACCAAAAAGACUAGAGAUGAUCUUAAUGCCCCUCCAAAAGAAGGUGCGUAUAUUCACGGAAUAUUCAUGGAAGGAGCUCGAUGGGAUAUUAAUAUUUCUAGUAUAGUAGACUCUCGUCUCAAAGAACUUUUUCCAGCAAUGCCCAUAAUUUAUGUAAAAGCUAUUACACAAGACAAGCAAGAUCUACGUAACAUAUAUAGAUGUCCAGUCUAUAAAACAAGACAUCGAGGUGGAACAUUUGUUUGGACUUUCAACUUGAAAACUAAAGAGAAAGCAUCCAAGUGGACCAUGGCCGGAGUUUGCUUACUUUUACAAAUAUAA